CCUACACACCCACCACCAGACAGACUCGCAUUUCUCAUUUCUUACUUCUAGUCUAAAUUAGAUAGCAGGACGUAGUGUCGGAGCUCACAAGAUCGCAGAGAAUUAGUUUGAAGCAUUAGCAUUAGUUUGACAGUGAAGCCGAGAAAAGGAGAGGAAAAAAUCAACAUGGAGUCCCCUCCAGAUCCAGCGAGCGACCCGGGCAACAGCGCCUCGGAGCCGGCUACCCCGGUCAGGGAAACCCCGGUAAACCUGGAGACGCUCCGGAAAGCGGACCAUCCAGCCCCGGUUCGAAAGCAGACCUGCUCAAGCACCAACAGAGGUAUCUCGGUAACAAAGAAGACACACACUUCUCAAAUCGAAAUAAUUCCCUGCAAGAUCUGUGGAGACAAAUCAUCAGGCAUCCAUUACGGUGUGAUAACAUGUGAAGGCUGUAAGGGCUUCUUCAGGAGGAGUCAGCAGAGCAAUGCAGCGUACUCCUGCCCCCGUCAGAAAAACUGCUUGAUCGACCGCACCAGCCGCAACCGCUGCCAGCACUGCAGGCUGCAGAAGUGCCUGGCAGUGGGAAUGUCACGAGAUGCGGUGAAGUUUGGCCGCAUGUCAAAGAAGCAGCGAGACAGCCUGUAUGCUGAGGUCCAGAAGCACCGGCUGCAGCAGCAGCAGCGAGACCACCAACAGCAGCCCGGAGAGGCAGAGCCGCUCACACCUAGCUACGGCCUCUCAGCCAACGGCCUAACGGAGCUACACGAUGACCUCAGUGGCUACAUGGACGGCCACACUCCUGAUGGCAGCAAGCCCGACUCGGCGGUCAGCAGCUUCUACCUAGACAUCCAGCCGUCCCCUGACCAGUCGGGCUUAGACAUCAACGGCAUCAAGCCGGAGCCCAUCUGCGACUUUGCCCCCGGCUCUGGCUUUUUUCCCUACUGCUCCUUCACCAACGGCGAGACCUCCCCCACUGUUUCCAUGGCUGAACUAGAGCACCUCGCCCAGAACAUCUCAAAGUCACACAUGGAGACAUGUCAGUACCUGAGAGAGGAGCUGCAGCAGAUGACCUGGCAGGCUUUCCUUCAGGAAGAGGUGGAGAGCUACCAGAGCAAGCCCCGGGAAGUCAUGUGGCAGCUGUGUGCUAUCAAAAUAACAGAGGCCAUUCAGUAUGUGGUGGAGUUUGCCAAGCGCAUCGACGGCUUCAUGGAGCUGUGUCAGAACGAUCAGAUAGUGCUGCUGAAAGCAGGCUCUCUGGAAGUUGUGUUUGUCAGAAUGUGCCGUGCCUUUGACUCGCAAAACAACACAGUCUAUUUCGAUGGAAAAUAUGCCGGACCUGAUGUGUUCAAGUCAUUAGGCUGUGACGACUUGAUCAGCUCCGUCUUCGAGUUUGGGAAAAACUUGUGUUCUAUGCACCUGUCUGAGGAUGAGAUCGCCCUGUUCUCUGCUUUUGUGUUGAUGUCUGCUGUGAAAUGUAUUCCACCAGACCGAUCCUGGCUUCAGGAGAAGGUGAAAGUGGAAAAACUCCAGCAGAAGAUCCAACUGGCCCUUCAACAUGUUCUGCAGAAGAACCACAGAGAGGAUGGCAUUCUUACAAAGUUGAUAUGCAAAGUGUCGACACUGCGAGCGCUGUGCAGUAGGCAUACAGAGAAGCUCACGGCUUUCAAAGCAAUAUACCCAGACAUUGUGCGUGCCCACUUCCCCCCCUUAUAUAAGGAGCUGUUCGGAUCAGACUUUGAGCAGUCCAUGCCCGUCGAUGGGUAACGGGCGCGACCCCCUCCCCCCUCCAGGUGUCGGUGUGCCCACUGUUUGAGGGGGAGGGGAGCUGGGGGGGACGUGGAGGAGGAAUCUGAGACACUUUACUGGUGCCCUGCACAAAACCGGAGCGGACAGAUGGCACGCUGUUCAACUUUUUUUCCUCUUGUUUUUUUUUGUUUGUUUUUUGUUUUUUUGCAGUGGAGGGGGGGGAGGGCAUUGGGGAGCUGAUUGUCAAGGUUUACUAUGUUGAAUUUAAGUCUCAAAGGAAGACACAACAGAACCCUAGUGGGACAUGAAGAGGAGAUAGGAACAAAUGAUUUCUGUUUGGCUGAACUUGGCCUUCCUAUGCACUAUUUUGAAGAAGAAAAAAAAAAUUAACAGUGUUCUUUGCUUUUAUCAUGAUGUGGGAGAAAAAGUAUAAACACUUAAAAGAUGACCACAUCAGUAUUAUUUUCCAGAUUUGCACUCCUUAAACAAGUUUUAGUAUUUUCUCAAUCAAAUCUUUGUAAUGUCUAAUUUACAUAAUUAAGUUGUGUAAGAAAUGUGCACACUUUGGUCAAGUUCAGCCAUUUUUCCUCCUUUUUGUUUUUGUUUAAGAAGCAGCGCUCGAAAUGAAAACUCACAGCAACUUUCUGGGAGGUUUCCGUCGGCAUCGUGAUGCAAUCGGCGCCUCUUUAAGGACAAUCGUUUAAAAAGGAAAAAAAAAAAGAAAGAAACCUAGAAUUCUGGUAAUUCUUAUAAAAACGCAAUGAUUUUAGCUGUCAAGGACUCCAUCCACCAUUGUUGCAUAGUGAAAAUCAUGUAAGGCCAUCUGCUAUUAAUCCUUCUCUGGACAGGUGCCCUGAAGAAGCCCGGGGCACCGACGCAAUGAAAAGGCUCCAUUCCACCUGUUUUAUAAUGUACUACAGGGUAUAUGGUCAUAAGUACUUACUAUACAGAAAAAAAAUAAUGUUUAUAGAAUCUAUUUUAAAUAACAUGUAUGAUAUUAGUAGUUAGACCAUUCUUAAUUGUUGAAUUGAUAAGGCACUUUUAUUUACACCUUUGUUUAAUUUAAGACUUGUAUAUUUACCUAGUGAUGUGUUGCAUGUGCACAAGAAGUACAAGCUGAAUCAUGAACACAGAGGUUACUUUUGGGAGCUACAAAUGGUUAUUUGACCUGGAAGUGUUCGGAGGGGGUUGGUUCUGUUAGGCUGGCCAAUGCUGCUGCUGGACACCAAUCAAUGAGGCAUGGAUUAGGAGGCAAGCUAAAGACACUCCUUUAUUUUUUUUUAUGCAGCAACUACAAGUGUAUUCUCACCUAAAUAAUGUGUUCUGAAUAUUAGUUAUCGUCCUGUGAAUGCUAUUAAAUUCUGAAACCUUUUGGGCUACAGAAGUUUGCAGAUAAAUUCUAAUUUGACAGACUGCACAGAUGUUGUUUAACAAGCUAAAACUAACAUGAAUUUCUAUAUAUUUUUUGCAAUGUGGUCAAAGUGGAGAAAACACAUUGAGAUUAUAAUCCAACUGUUCCACCUAGUGGAAGGUAAAAAUAAAACAAGCAAACAUAGCAGAGGUGCACUUACUACCCUAAAAGCAUGCCUGCAGUGCAUUGCAAAAAUAAUUCGUACCCCUUGAACUUACUUUAGACAACAUUUUAUCAUGUAACAAUCCUCUGAUGCAAUUGUGAAUCUAUUUUAUGUGGUAAACCAAUACAACAUUCAAAUAAUUGUGAAGAGUGAGGAAAGUGAUGCAAGUUUCUAAACAAAGACUAAAAAGUGUGGUGUUCAGCUUCCUCAUCCCUCACCUCAAAUCUCAGUUGGAAUAGGUCUGUACUUUGACUGGACCAUUUUAUCACUUGGAAUAUGCAUUGUAUUAGAGGAAAGGAAUCCGAUGCAAAACCAUUCAGAUUAUUCUUUGUAUAAAGGUUUUAACCCUCUAUGGCAUGACUUUUAGGUUUUUUGGGGAACAAAUAUUUUCCUGCAUUCUUUGGGAGCUUAGUGGUCCCUAGUUACAUAUCAAUCAUAAAAUCGGACCCUGACGCUUUCCAGAACCAGAUUUGGGUUUGUUGCCUCAGGGCAACAUUGUGCUACAGGGGGUCUAAAACACCAAGGUUUUCUACAGUGAUUAUGAGAAAUUAAAUACAAAUCAAACAAAAACUAUAUUCAUAAAAAAAAAACUUUCUGUUGACAAAAAUAAAUCAGACAUGGUUCCAACUUACCAAAUAUAAAAUAAACAAACUUUCAUUAACGAAUGGUACAUUUAAGAAAACUACUAAAACGAGCAUUUGUGUGUUUGUACGUGUAUGUUUGGCAGAGUUAGAAUCACUAAGGAUGUUGCCAUCAGUCUUUUUCCCUAUUAUGUGUAAAACAUCAGGUAGGAAUUGCUUGCUGAUGUGAAAAAGAGUGUAUGUCACAUUUCUGGUACUUGAUUAUUGACAUACAUGUGAAUCACCAUCUGUUUAUCUGAUUAUCCAUGGGUUGUAGCGACCAGAUUCACAUCAGUGACUGGAGUUAGGACUGCAGGUUCUUUUUUAAAGAGUUUGUAAUUUUGAUUCCUUUGUAGAAUUUGAGCCAAGCAAAGGACAACAUGUCCACCAGCUCCCAUGUCUGGUAGAUUUGGUGGUGGCACGACUCGCCCUGUGUAAGUUUUAAAGUUGUAAGGAACACAAUCUGCACCAGCCAUAUGAAGUACCCUGCAGCCCCAUAUUUUUGGUUUUGGCAGAUAUUGCUUCAGUCUUUGCCUGCCUUGGAAUAGGGCCAUUUAUUCAUUAAUGACCAGCUUAUUGCCCUUUUGGACUGAAGUUAGUUUUGAGGAUAAACAAACAAUGAAAUAAUGGUGGUACAGUGGAUCCUCAUGUUUUCAUCGAGAAUGUCCCCAACUUAUGAACCAUGCACUUUUUGUCCAUGAAAUGAGCUUGCAUCCAUCUCCUGUUGCUGUUAGUCAAUAAUACAGUUAAAAAAUUGACUGUGAUAAUUAUUUUGUAAUCAACUGCAUAUCAACGCACUAGAAUAAUAUUGUCUGAACAAAAGGACCCCUACUGCGCAAUGUUGCCCUGAGGCAACAAAGAACAAAACACAGUUUUAGCAUAUAAAUUAUAUUAAAAAAAUUAUUUAAAUGACCUACAAUGCUUCUUUACAUACUCACAGACAUGAAAAUAUUUUUAGUUAGAGUUACCCAAAAUUUAGCCAUGAAGAAAAGUGAUCUGUAACUUACAAGUAGGAGGCAAGGUGUACCCUGCAUCUCUGCUCAAUAAAAAGCAGGUGACCUUCCAAGUAAAAGGUCACCUGGACCUCAAUACCUCUUUUAUUUGGACAAAAUUAUGUCUGGUGGCACUUUAAAUCACGCCCCCCAAAAAAUAAAAUAAAGGAGCAACAUGAGGUAUAGAUAUGUGGUUUGUUGCCUGCAGGCAACGCCAUGCCAUAGAGUGAUGCAAGUUUCUAAACAAAGACUAAAAAGUGUGGUGUUCAGCUUCCUCAUCCCUCACCUCAAAUCUCAGUUGGAAUAGGUCUGUACUUUGACUGGACCAUUUUAUCACUUGGAAUAUGCAUUGUAUUAGAGGAAAGGAAUCCGAUGCAAAACCAUUCAGAUUAUUCUUUGUAUAAAGGUUUUAAGGGUUCACUGCAACAUUAAUGGUCUACCACAUAAAAUGCUAAUAAAACAGAGUGACGUUUUUUACUAUAACCUGACAAAAAUAGGACAAAAACAGAGUUCAAGGGGUAUGAAGCUCAGUCAAAAGUUUUGUUUUUCAUAUAUAAAAUGAGUGACUUUUUGCCUUCUUACCAUCGCCUCAGCUUGGCAGCACCUUAACAGAACACAGAAGAAAACAGCUAAGAGAAAGUGAAUAUUCAAAGCCUUGUCUGGUCGUAAAGCUUCUAUUUUUGUAACUCGUUUUGGUUUUAACAAACCCAUGAAAGAGGGAGAGGACAAAAAAAGAUGUCAGGUAGCACUUAACUGUAUCCCUGCAAUAAUUAAGACUCGCUGUUGUUUGUACAAUUAGGAGAGGGAAGUAUAUUUUAAAAAAACAAACAAAACAGAAAAACGGUAGGACAAGUGCUAUUUUCAGAACGCUUUGUUGUUGUGCUUCUGUUUUUGUUGAGUGUGUCUUUCUUGUCAGUGUGGUGAUAAAAAAUGUAAAAAAAAAAAAAAAAAAGUUUAAAAAAAACCCUGGAUGUGCCAAACUGUAGUUGUUGCUUCCACUUUCCAGUCUACUUGCUUAAAAUGUAGAAUGGAUUCUGAAGACAUUCCAGCAAUCUUGGUAGCAACUCCUUAAAUAUCUUAAAAGAAAAGGAAAAAUAUCCCUUUAGAAAACCCAGCAAAGCGUGUUAACACAUUUGUCACUGACUGUAAAACAGGAUCAAGUUUUGUUUCUCUAGUUUUCUGUUUGUACACUAUCAUUCCUCUGCCGUGCAAUUUGCACAAGACGUUAAUGCCUUGUGCUGUCACUCCUCAGGGAAGAAUAGUUUUCUUUGUUUGUUUGUUUUUUUCUUCGCCUUUCUGUUUGAGAGGACUUUUGUUUGUAUUCAUCAUGUUUAGUUGAGUGAAUAUUGUUUGUUUGUUUCAGGGAUGUUUCCAUAAGAGGCGGUUAAAAUUAGAAUUUAAAAAUUGAUCACUGAGUUCACAUUUCAAGAUACAGUUGAAACCAGAUGUAUAUUUACACUUUGUUAAAAAGAUACAACCAUGUUUUUCUCAUUAUCUGUCGUUAUAUCAAACUAAACUGCCUGUUUUGAAAUUAUUUGCAAUUGCCCGUUUUUGUUUUCCUAAGGACCAGAAUAAUGAGAGAGACAUCCAGUGGUUUAAUUAAAUUAGAAAUCAAGUUUUUAGCCAUGACGACCAGUCUUUUAUUUUGAGAAAAGAAGGGAAGCUUAAAUGUCUCAGAACCUCAUCCCAACUGGAAAGUACAGUAGUGCCAACAUCAUGUUGUAUUUGGUGCAGGCAGGACAGCUGCACUUUAAAAAAAUAGUUUCCCUUUAUGUGGAAAUAUUAAAACAUCUCAAGACAUCAGUCUUUCAAAUGGACAAUGACUUAAAGUGUGCCACCUAAUUAGUUGCAAAGUGGCUCAAGGAUAACGGUCAACGUUUUGAGGUUGACAUCACAAAGUUCUGAUCUCAGGACUAUGAAGAUAAAAAGAUUUUGUGUGAACAAGACUGCCAGCCAACCUCACCCAGUUACUCCAGUUCUGUCAGGAGGAGUGGGCCAAAAUUCUAUUGUUAAAUGUUUUGUAAAAGGAAGGGAAAAUUACCUAAGUUUUACAUCUUCAAACCAAAUAUUAGGAAAAUGUCUUUAAAGAUUUUUCUUUAACUUCUCUUUUAUUAUCCUGACAUUGAACAAACAUAAAUACUUUUAGUAAUUCUAACCUAAUUGACCUAAAAUAGAGUCUGGUCAGACAAUGAGAGAAAAAAUGUCUUUUUAUAAGUAGUAUGUAAAUAUUUGGUUUUAACUGUAUGGAGCUUUCAGCCAAGAAAUCAAAACAAUGAUCUUUUCACUUUUACAAUCUACAGUUUUUCAGCACAAAACAUUUUUCUAUCAGAAAAGAAAAAAAAAUGUUGAUUUCAGAUGGUGUCAUCAGGGUCUUUACAAAUGAUUACCCUCUUUGUUAGAAAAACCAAAAUAUUCUUAUGCAAUACUGAAUCGGUUGUGUUUGGGUUGUAGUAGAUCUGCUGUACCUGUUCUUAUGUUUCAAUUCUCUUUGGAUAUUAUGCACAAGCCCUCUAUAUGACUAGUUAACCUCAGUCUCCGAGCAAAACAACCCCUCCCGCCCCCAGUCUGGAGCACUGCUAGACAAUCCAGGUUUGUGAAAGAUGUCUGUGGCCCCCGAUAAGAACAGCACAUAGAAAGGAUGCGGUGUGAAUGCUCAGGGAGGUGGAGUGGGAAGGCCUGAGGCGUACCUCGAUUGGCCAGGUUUUUAUCGUAGCACACUGAACUUUGCAGUUCCUACUAUGGGAUAUUUUUUUAAUUUUUUUUUUAAAGGUGAUUUGGCUGCUUUCCUUUGAAAUGAUUUGUUUUCAACACAUUUUCUAGUUGCAUAACUACCAAGUAUUUUUCUCUCACACAGCUAAGGUCUGCCACUCUCAAAGCGCAAAAAGGUGAGCCUGCUUAGUGGCUCUGUGAUGCAUUCUAUAAAAUAUUAUGAGCAAUAUGCCUUGUGUUGAAAUUACGGGUCUCUACAUUGCAGUUCUCUGCCUUUUUUAUUAAUUCUAUCCAUCCAGUAUGUUUACACUUUGUACCAAGAAGUGAUAAUAAUCCCUUCAGUUUCUUUUUCCUCUUCAGAUGUGCUUGUGUGGUUGUGAUAGGAGAAAAGAAAACAGUCAUCAAACACACUAUUACUUUGGUACAACUAUGAACUACGACUAAAAUAUUAUGUCUGUUUCAGUGGCGGUUUUUGAUAUUGGUCAUAUAAGCAGUUGCCCAGGGUGGCAUUACAAAGGGGUCGCACAACCACUAGAUAUAAAUGUAAAUGCACUGUAUUGUAUCCCAUCCCAGAGUCUCAGUUAAGUUCUUGCAUUUUAAUUGGUGGGGUUGUGGGCACCAGAGAGAGUCAAUGGCCCAGGACACCAUGAAUGCAAGAACCGCCACUGUUCCUUUUUGCUCUUUUUCCCCUCGCCCCCAAGUUUAUGUGUACUAUUUAGUCUCUGUGUAGUAUACAGUAAAAAUGUGUUGUUCCUUCUGUCUCUGCUAUGUUGUCUGUUUGUAAAAAGCAAUAGUCUCUGUAUGUGUGUGUGUGUGUGUGUGUAUGUGUUUUGUUCUGACGGUGUGUGACUAAAAUAAAAAAAAAAACCCAGACAAGGCUUUAAUAAUUACAGAGGAACAGGGUUAUGUGAAUAAGGACAUUUUGGUUUUAAUUUUAAAGAAUUUAAAUAAAGGACAAAGGUUUGGAAAUGCUGAGCUGGAUCCAUCCAUAUUAAGUAUAAGUUUUUUUUUGUUUUUAUUUUAUUUAAAAUUAAGAAGAAGCAUAACAUAACGCCUUCAGCAAUUCAGCAAUAUGCAACAAUUCUGCGGGGGUAACAAAGAGCAGUACCAGAUUUCCAAAAACAUACUUUUCCUGCUGUAUUGGUCAGGUCGGCUCAUAUUGGGGAAAAAAUCCAUUUUUAACAAAAUGCCGGAGUUUGGAGACCUCUGUGGCCGCAGAUUGUGAAAGCUGGCGUUAUGUCACGCUUAAAAGCUGCCAGCAUGUGCUGUAGCCCAGAAUUUUUAAUCUGUCAUUGCAUUUUUAUCAAACUCAUCUUCCAAAGCACAGGUGAUAGGAAUUUUAAGCUUAAAAUUACGUUUAAGGACAAUAGUUUAAAAAGCAAAAAAAAAGAAAAAAGAAAAGGCGCAACCUUUAGCCAUAAUUGAAUGUCAAGCAAUAAUAUAUGUUGGUGUAUUAUUUCUCAUUCUUUUGUGCAUCUGCAUGUAAAUACACCCUCUUAUUUAUCACAAUCCUUUUUUUCUUUUUCUUUUUUUUGUGUGUCGAUUUUUGUGGACGUCUCAUCUGUAUAUUUGACCGGUUCGGUUCCCAGGUGGAGAACGUAGAACUUGACAUGGCCUGUAUUACUGUACGUGUUCCUUUUCUCACUCGCUCCCUCAUUCUUGGCUGUUUUUAUUCAUCAUAUUUAAUAUUAUUAUUCUUAUGGAUCACAUGUAUAAAGGUAGCUUUGUAACUUCUGUCUGUAUAGGUAAGAGGAAAAUACUGCUACUAAGGCCUACCCAGUGAAAAUAUUUAUCUGUUUAUCGAUUGCAUCAUAUUGUACGAUGAAGCUGUUUCUACUUUGCUUCCCUCCUUUAGGAUUAGUUUGAUAGAGAUAGGGGUGUGCUGACAUUUAUUUUGUGUUGCCCUAACGUGUGGUGCUAGGUAAGUUAAUUUUGUGAACCAAGUAUUGAUUCCUAAGCCUGGCCACCCUAUUAGUUCAAUAAUUUUAUUGCCUAUUAAUGUAUUAUUGAUAUUAGGACUCAAUGAAUUAUAAUGAUGAUAAUAAAAAUGAUAGUGGUAAAAGAGAAAAAGAAGUACCCAGACAGUACCUGUAUCAGUGUGCUAGCUCUGGGAUAUUGCACUUAUUUCCUUCUGGCUUAUAGCAAAACUAGAAUCUGCUCAUUUUAAAAACUAUUUAAGGUCGCUUUUCUGGAUUUUUGUGGAGAAAUCCUGAUUUUCAAACUGAAACAGCAGUAUUUUUUUCCUUUCUCUUUCCCUAUUGUAAGAAAAACCACUCACUGAGGCUGUAGCUCGUCAGGUCUUUAAGAAGUUAACUAUUUUACCUCGUGUGUCUGCAUCGUCCCUUACUUGACGUGGGAUCGUGGUGCUCGGGUUUCUGUAUGUUUCAAUGGCCCUGAAAGGGUAAUCAGACCAGUGACAUAUAUUUUUUUUAUUAUUAUUAUUACUGCUUCACAUAAAGUGUUUAAAAAACUGACAAGAAAGGAUUUGCCAACUGAUGACAAAGUCGACUUUUUUCCUCUUCUCUGUAGCAAAAUCAUUAAGAAAAUGCUCGCAAUAAUAAGCAAAGUAUCACACUGAGUGCCUCUCGGUGUAACGAAAUGCAUACAUGGUUUUGAUUGUCCUUUUUUAUUUUCCAAACGUGUACUGAUGUGACAAUGUAUUUUUUACAUAACGAGAAAAUCUCACCCUCACUUGCUUAAAAAUGUUCUUUUUUUCUUCAUGUGUUUUGACAUGUUUUGGUGCAUUAUGUUGAAAGGGUUUUAUGAAUAGAUGUCAUCCCUCUCACCUUGAUUUCAGAAGGUCCUGGAAGUUUGUUUUUAUAUUGAUCUCAAAUGGUCAAUUAAAGCUUGCAGAUAAGUUAUUACCUGAAAUGAUCCCUUGCACAUUUUUUUUUUCUUUGAUUUUUUUUUUUUUUUUUUGUAAUAAUUUGACAUUUCUACAUUUUCUGCUUGUGGUGUAAUCUUUUUUCAUCACUGCAAACAGAAGAUUUGCUAAUACAUUGUAAAUUCUGUAUUAGUAAGUGUUUGUAAAACAAGCGUACAGCACAUCUGGUUCCUUUUAAUGUUCUAUGUUCAUUGUGAGCUGAGUUGGUUUGGGUUAAAUCUACACAUGAAGGUUGGGUGGAGCGGGGCUCGAUGCUUCUUUUCAUUGCAAAGCAAUUAAAAAAAACAAAAACAUUGAAAAGGCCCAAACUAGUUUGUGUUUGACACAGAUUUCUAAGUCACACAUUUGCUACUGAUCUUAAAUGGCGACAGUUGAUCAUGAACCUUUUUAUCCAGCUCUUUUGAACUCUCUUUAGCAGGUAGUCUAAUUCACAAAUGUAGUUUUGCUCCUUCUUGUCUGAUUCUUAAAUAUGAAAAUAAGUAUUUUGAUUCAUUUUGUAAAUACAUCUGUAAAGAAGAAUAAGAAAUUUAAUGUUGUCUUUUAAAUACUUUUCAUUCUAAUAUGAAUGUUGUUAUAUUGUACUUAGAAACUGUACCUUUAAUAUUACCUUUAUUAAAAGUGCAUUGGACACAUCGAUUUUAGAUGUGCUUUAUGUGCUGUUAUCCCAUAAUAAAAUUUACCGCUUGUAA
Molecule: messenger RNA, 11193 nt
Organism: Xiphophorus maculatus (southern platyfish)
Lineage: Eukaryota; Metazoa; Chordata; Actinopteri; Cyprinodontiformes; Poeciliidae
Gene: roraa
Product: RAR related orphan receptor A
Exons: 11
Coding region: 166-1743 (525 amino acids)
Biological process (GO): regulation of transcription by RNA polymerase II
Cellular component (GO): nucleus
Molecular function (GO): zinc ion binding; nuclear receptor activity; RNA polymerase II cis-regulatory region sequence-specific DNA binding
Source: RefSeq, a predicted model, not a curated record